AGUCAGGACAGAGAUCAGCUGCUCGCUUCACUCUCGGCGUGUCUGUGGUUCGGGCUUGUUUUGGCGGUGACGCGGCGGUGCAGCCGGCCGAGCGGCAAAUGAGUCAGCAGCGCCGAAAGCGUCGCUUUUUUCUCAUGUUUCAAUAAAACAAGCUACACUGGUGAAACUUUAAGCGUUGGUUAACAAAUUCUCCGUGAAAAUGGCGGUACCCGCAGCCCAAAAUCUGCAGCUGGACUCGGGAAGCCGAAGCAGUCCUGUGAGCUCGUCUUCGGAAAAUAACAUUCACAUCGACGAGAAAGAACUAGAAAACAUCACAAACAACGUUGAAGACGGGACUUCACUCCCUCUGCAUUCUCCAUGGACCUUCUGGCUCGACAGAUCUUUACCAGGGACUACAGCAGCAGAGUGUGAAUCAAAUCUGAAAAAGAUCUACACAGUGCACACUGUUCAGAGUUUCUGGAGUGUGUACAACAACAUCCCUCCGGUGUCAUGUCUCCCACUGAGGUGUAGCUACCACUUAAUGCGAGGAGAAAGAAGACCACUAUGGGAAGAGGAAAGCAACGCAAAGGGAGGUGUGUGGAAGAUGAAAGUACCAAAGGAGAGCACAUUAGCUGUAUGGAAAGAGUUACUGCUGGCUACCAUUGGUGAACAGUUUGCUGACUAUUGUGCAUCAGAGGACGAAGUUGUUGGUGUAAGUGUCAGUGUGCGAGACAGAGAGGACGUGGUUCAGGUUUGGAACGGAAAUGCAUCCUUUGCUAAUGAGGCAAACAUUUUAGGAAGAAUCUACGAGCUCCUUCCCCAGAUAUCUUUUAAAGCAGUAUUUUAUAAACCGCACGAGGAGCACCAUGCAUUCGAAGGUGGUCGUUCAAGACAUUAGCAGACUUUGCACAUGCAGUGUCUUUCCUUUUACUGUCUCAUUCUUCAUCCGUCCUUCGAAAAUGGACUGAAAAAAAAAAAUAUGUAUCUCGCACCUGAUCAGAAGUGUUCAAAUGCUUUACCUUGCAGGAACUGAAUAGGUUAUGUUAUAGAUCAGUUUGCAAUCAUGUUACUGAUUUUAGGUAUUUUAAAUGUAGGCUACAUAAAAUUCCUGUGGCUGAUAACUGAAAUGUGGACCUGGCUAAUGGUUUUCUCACAAAAAUUCUAUUAGGCAAUAUCUAUACAGUUCACAUUGAAGUGGAAUAUAUUUUAUCACAGUAGACCAAUGUUGCCAUGAUCUCUCUCUCUCUCUCUUUCUCUCUCUCUCUCUCUCUCUCUCUCUCUCUCUCUCUCUCUCUCUCUCUCUCUCUCUCUCUCUCUCUCUCUCUCUCUCUCUCUCUCUCUCCCCCCCCAUUUUAUUUUUUGAGUUAAUUUUUACCCAGUGACGACAUUGCUGCCUUCUCCUGCGUUGGCCGUGUUAGAAACUUGACACUUGACAUUUUCCUCAACCACCAAUUUCUGCCACCUUUUAGAUUAGAGAAUAGUACCUAAGCUUUUGUAUGUUGUAUGCGAACAUGUUGCACAUUUUUGGAGAUUUUUUUGGCAUUAGCCUGAAAUGUAAUCCAGAUACGUUUUUCUGAUCUCAUUUACUUUCUGUUUUAAUCCUUUACAGGCACCUUUCUGUUAAUCGGAUCUCAAAUGAAAUCUAAUGUUUUGUAUUUGCAUUUUUGUCUUUGUCAGUAGUCUUAUGCGGGAGUUUGGUGUAUAAUGCAGUUUGAAUAUUUCAUAGUUACUAAUCUAGAAUGAACUAGGACAAUUAUGUAGUAAAUUAUGCACUUAUUUAACAGCCCAUUUUUAGCCAUACUGUAUGAAUGGUGACUUUCUGAAUUUAUUAUGCUGUAUCAUAUUUGAAAAUGGCAAGAUUUCAUAUACUGUUCAGUUACGACACUGAUAAAUACCUGUGUAAACAUUUACGUGGAUCGAACUAGUCUCUUUAGUUUUUCUGCACCAAAGAUAUUUUUGCCCCCUCAGCUCUCAUGUUGUAGAUUAUAACAUGUGAAAGCACCACGCCUCAUGUCUAAUGUAAUAUGUUUAUAAGUGCACAAUAGUAUCAGUGGCUGCAAUCUUGCCAUAAGUGUAAAAGUCUAAUCAGUGUUGACUGGUCCUGUCAGACAUCCAUCCGGUUUUAGAUUGCCUUUGAUUUUAGUGUGAAUUAAGUUUUUAAGGUUAAUUUGUCAUCCAAAAUACUCACAAGAAGAAGACCUGGGACUAAAUUCUGACCUGGGUCACUAAUGUGAAAAUGCACUGGAAGCACAACUGUGGGUUUGUCCUUCUAAUGGGCGUGUAUGUGGAAGCGGAAAUGCGCAUGCAGCUGACUUUUCAUAUGUACUAUAAAUCUUUUUAUGAAACACAAGUACAGAAAUGGAUAUGUUUAUUUUUCUGAGCAUUCUUGUCGGUCAAUUCAGGGCCCCAGUCAGGAUGCGAGACCUCAAACGGAUUGUUAAUCUUCUGGAUCGGUGCCUUGUGUUUUCCCAGGGUUUCACUCAUAGAAUAUUCUGUUUUAUCCUUUACUGUAUUUAAUCAUUUACAAUGUAAAUUGAUUUUUUUUUUUGCUUAUAGGUUUUGAGAUAUUGAAUAAAGACGCAUUUUUGAGGACAUUGAA
Messenger RNA from Tachysurus fulvidraco (yellow catfish), 2578 nucleotides. It is a transcript of the gene eif4e3, whose product is annotated as eukaryotic translation initiation factor 4E family member 3. The coding region runs from base 200 to 877 and encodes 225 amino acids. The transcript is spliced from 7 exons. Lineage: Eukaryota; Metazoa; Chordata; Actinopteri; Siluriformes; Bagridae. Gene Ontology annotation, biological process: translational initiation. Gene Ontology annotation, cellular component: eukaryotic translation initiation factor 4F complex. Gene Ontology annotation, molecular function: RNA 7-methylguanosine cap binding; translation initiation factor activity. The record is from RefSeq and is a predicted model, not a curated record.